AUGACCACAGAGUCAAAGCCAACACCACCCAAGCGUGUUGUGCCAAGCGCACUGCGCCCGCUGCUAUGGGUUGGUAUACCUGAGAGUGUGUUAGCUUGGAAGCCAAGGCUUCCCUCUCGCAACUGGUGCAUAUUCUGGGCAUCUGUUGCAACCGUGAGUUAUUUGUACUAUGACGAUCGUAAGCAAUGCAAAAAGAUCCUAGAAGAGUACAAAGAGCGCGUCCGUGGUCUCUCUGAUGGCGUGAUGCAUCCUCAUGAGCAUCCUCGUAAAGUGCUUGUAUAUACAGCCAAGUACCCUGGCGACGACAAUUACGAUGUGAGUGCUGUGUACUUCAAGCGAUAUGUAAAGCCUAUUCUCGUGGCGGCGGCCGUUGACUACGAAAUCCUCAGCGGCACUCGCUAUGGAAAUCUUGCACGUGAGCUACGUGACCGUAUCCAUGAAAGGAGGCGUAACUUGGCUGGCCUACAGCCAUGGACAACCAACACGGCGCCUGGUACAGCUCUUCCUACUACCUUGUCGCCAGCCGAGCAUCUCCAACGCGAACUUGAUGGUGCCGUAGUGCUUGUGGGUCGGCCAGCGCUGAAAGAAUGGGCAUGGGCGCUGAAAGAGGGCUGGGGUACAUCUAUUCCUGUCAAGCCCGUGGAUUAUGACGAGCAGCUCUCUAACACUUUAAGCACCGACUCUGCUUUCGACGAAGAGGAUGUGGCUCCUGCGGCAUCAUCUGUCACACCCGACGUGCCUUUGGAUGAGGCCAAUGACGAGGAUGGUGCGCCCCUGCCCUCUUCCUCCUCCCAAAGCUUUAUGUUGCCGACGCAAGUCGGUUUGAUGUCGAUGCAAAAGGGUGCUGGUUUCUCUCCGGCAGGUAUCCAAGGCGCUCAUAUCAGCACACACGCCAAUGCGUCGACUGAGUCAGCAGCUUCUGAGCCGGAAUUGCCACCCAUGCUCCCCAUUCCGGCCCAGCCACCGUUGUGCUUCAUCGAUUUCACUAACAUGGUGGGCUGGCGUAAUAUCCCUAACCGAAUCGUGCGUUUCUUCAACCGCCGUGCAGACGUCCGACGAGGUGCAGAAGCUGGCCUUAGCAUUGUGCUGGGGUCCAAAGACGAUGCACGUGAGUUUGAGCCUGGGUCAGUGGGAGCGGUGCGUACGGAGCCACCGCAAGGCGAAGACCUUGACUGGGGCAUUGGAGAGGAGGCCUACUACCCCAAGUCGUUCGAUCGGACGAUAGAAGACAUUGAAAAAUCUCGGAAGACUUACUACGAGGACCUUAAAAAGGAGCUCAAAGCCUCGCGAGAGAUUGCUCGCGGCGAGCGUGAGCCUACCAAAGCGGAGAAGCGGCUCAUGCCGAAAACAGAGACAGAGCUUCGCCACCAGCGCUUUGAAAAGGAGAAGCAAUGGCGCAACUCUGAGCAGGGCUACCACAUUCUUAAGCCCUCAUCUGGCGUAAUAUGGGACGAAAAUUGGCGCGGUAGCCUCCGUGUGCUUCGCCCCCGUUCAGAGGAAGAGCGUGUGCCUCGGUUGGUCCGGGAAGAGGAGCCUGCGGAAGAAAAGCUUACGCCUGCUGAGGAGGUGUCGUCAUAG
Molecule: messenger RNA, 1578 nt
Organism: Malassezia pachydermatis
Lineage: Eukaryota; Fungi; Basidiomycota; Malasseziomycetes; Malasseziales; Malasseziaceae
Exons: 1
Coding region: 1-1578 (525 amino acids)
Source: RefSeq, a predicted model, not a curated record